AUGGCCUCUGUCCACAUGCUGGUCAAUGGUGAUAUGGAGGAUGUGAGAUUGGUCGCCUUUUCUGAUGAAGACCCUGAACGCGCUGCAAAUUGGAGUACGAGCAGGAAGAUUCUCGUCCUGAUAAUCGGACUUGCACUCGCAUCUAACAGCACACUUGGUUCCUCACUCCCAAGCGGCGCUUCUCGCUAUCUGUCCAAGUACUGGAUGAUGCUGGCAGGCGUGACGGAAGAACCACCAAGGAGCGACUUUGAACACUAUACAGAGACAAACUAG
Talaromyces rugulosus is the source of this 273-nucleotide messenger RNA. RefSeq lists its product as uncharacterized. The record is from RefSeq and is a predicted model, not a curated record. The coding region runs from base 1 to 273 and encodes 90 amino acids. Lineage: Eukaryota; Fungi; Ascomycota; Eurotiomycetes; Eurotiales; Trichocomaceae. The transcript has 2 exons.